This is a messenger RNA of Meyerozyma guilliermondii ATCC 6260, 912 nucleotides long. RefSeq names its product proteasome core particle subunit alpha 6 (gene PRE5). The record is from RefSeq and is a predicted model, not a curated record. Gene Ontology annotation, biological process: ubiquitin-dependent protein catabolic process. The transcript has a single exon. Gene Ontology annotation, cellular component: proteasome core complex, alpha-subunit complex; proteasome core complex; nucleus. Lineage: Eukaryota; Fungi; Ascomycota; Pichiomycetes; Serinales; Debaryomycetaceae. Bases 1 to 912 code for a protein of 303 amino acids.
AUGCAGUACAUCGCACCAAGUUCAACACUCAGCUCCACUGUGAUCGCCACCAUGUUCCGGAACAACUACGACAACGAUUCGAUCACAUAUUCGCCCACCGGUCGUCUUUUCCAGGUCGAGUACGCCCUCGAGGCCAUCAAGCAGGGAAGUGCUGCCGUGGGAAUCGCAUCGAAGACCCAUGUGGUGUUGGUGGCAUUGAAGCGAAAUGCUGAAGAAUUGGGAUCUUACCAGAAAAAAUUGAUAAAAAUCGAUGAUCAUAUGGGCAUUGCCUUGGCGGGUUUAGCGCCAGAUGCACGUGUGCUUUCCAACUACCUCAGAAAACAAGCCAUGAACCUGAAAAUGGUGUUCAAUCGUCCCAUUCUGACCCAGAGAGCUGUGCUCCAGAUCGCCGACAAGGCCCAAGAAAACACCCAGCUGUACGGCUCCAGACCCUACGGUGUGGGGCUCCUCGUUGCUGGCUAUGACGAGACCGGCGCACAUUUAUAUGAGUUCCAGCCGUCAGGACUGGUGUUGGAGUACUACGGUGCUGCCAUUGGUGCUCGUUCUCAGGCUGCGCGUACCUACUUGGAGCGCACGCUCGAAGAGGUGAGGGAGGUUACUGACGUCGAGAGCUUGAUUGUGCAUGGAUUGAAUGCGUUGAGAGACACGUUGGCUCAGGACGUGGAGUUGACUUUGCGCAACACCUCGGUGGCCGUAGUGGGCAAAGAUACAUCAUUCAAGAUCUACGAGGACGACGAAGUGACCCAAUGGUUGGAAAAAUUGGACCUGGUCAGCAACGCCAGAAGUAGGGAUGACGGCGCCGAUGGCGAUGAAGAAACGGCAGAGGGCGACGCACCCCAGCCUGAAAACCCAGACGCAGACGCUGGUGCCGCUGCUGACGCUGACGACACAAGAAUGGAAACUGACGAGUAG